AUGGCAAUAACAUUUUUAGAUAUUUUUAGAAAUCAAUAUAUUAGAUAUACAAUUUUCAAUCCUAAAUCUAUAAAAUCAAUAGAAGGAUGCAGUGGUGGAGGAGGAGGUAGAAAAGGUAAAAAAGGAAAAGAGUUGAUAAACUCUCCAGCACUUUUAGAAAUGUUAGAGGUCUAUGCGAUGCCUUGGAACUUUGUCAAACAUUAUUUACCGACACCCGAUAAAUAUAGUCCAAAGAAACGACACGAUUCUAUCAUUAGAUACACCACCCACUAUGACGCAACAGCCGAGACACUCCACAAACUACUCGAAUGGAGCCCAGACUUUUCACCAAACGAUCGUGACAUUACAAAUUAUGUAGGAUUGCAUGGAAACCUUCCCAUCAUCCAAUACCUUGACACACGCUUUCCAAAAAAUGAUUGUUGGACAAGUGAUGUCAUGGAUUAUGCAAGUUGGUUUGGUAGACUCUCGAUUGUUGAAUAUUUACAUCAUAAUCGAUCUGAAGGAUGUUCGACCAAUGCUAUGGAUUGGGCUGCCUCUUCUGAACAUUUUGAUAUUGUAAAAUUUCUUCAUUUCAACAGAUCCGAAGGUUGUACUAGUAAUGCUCUUGAUGCCGCCAGUAGAUAUGGUAGUAUGGAAAUUGUAAAGUUUUUACAUUUAAAUAGAACAGAAGGAUGUUCAACCAAUGCAAUGGAUACAGCUGCUGAAAAUGGUCACCUAGAAGUAGUAAAAUUUUUACAUUUUAAUCGUACAGAAGGAUGUAGUACAAGAGCAAUGGAUGGUGCUAGUAGAAAUGGAUAUUUACAAGUUUUAGAAUUUUUACAUCAUCAUCGAAGUGAAGGAUGCACACGAGAGGCUAUGGACUAUGGUUGUACCACACGUGCCUAUGAUGAUGCUGCCGAGGCAGGACAUUUGCAAGUGGUCGCCUUUCUCCGAGCCCAUCGUACCGAGGGGGGCACCACUGACGCUCUCGAUUGGGCCGCUCGUCGAGGUCACUUAAGCAUGGUCAAGUACCUUAUGGAGAGCAAUCAAUCGACUGUUGGACCAACAGGCAAACAGUCCCCUACUAUUAUUGGUACAUUCAAGGCAAUGGAUAAAGCAGCCUUUUACGGACACAUUGAAGUAUUGCAAUAUCUUCACAAUCACAACAUGCCGUGUACCAAAGAUGCCAUGAAUUGGGCCGCAAUGAACGGGCAUUUAAAUGUCGUCCAAUUCCUUGAUCAGAAUCGUACAGAGGGAUGUACAUCCAAUGCCAUCGACAUGGCCGCUGUAAAUGGUCAUUUGUCUUGUAUAAAGUAUCUUAUUGAUCAUCGUACCGAAGGUUAUUCAAGUACUGCAAUCACAGAUGCCACCAACAAGGGUUAUCUAUCUAUUGUAGAAUUUUUAAAUAUUCAUCCAAAUAAUAAUUAA
Cavenderia fasciculata is the source of this 1407-nucleotide messenger RNA. RefSeq lists its product as uncharacterized. The record is from RefSeq and is a predicted model, not a curated record. Lineage: Eukaryota; Evosea; Eumycetozoa; Acytosteliales; Cavenderiaceae. The transcript has 4 exons. The coding region runs from base 1 to 1407 and encodes 468 amino acids. Gene Ontology annotation, molecular function: protein binding.